This is a messenger RNA of Symphalangus syndactylus (siamang), 1858 nucleotides long. It is a transcript of the gene COPS8, whose product is annotated as COP9 signalosome subunit 8. Gene Ontology annotation, biological process: COP9 signalosome assembly; protein deneddylation. The record is from RefSeq and is a predicted model, not a curated record. NCBI's taxonomy places the organism in Eukaryota, Metazoa, Chordata, Mammalia, Primates, Hylobatidae. Gene Ontology annotation, cellular component: COP9 signalosome.
CUGGUACGCAGGGGCGCUCGGCGGCAAAGGCGGCUUUAAACGUCAUCGCGGGCGCGACGCCCGAGGGACAGUCUGGGGUCUGGCUGUCCGGAAGGUGCAGCGGCGAGAUAGGCCGCGAAGAUGCCAGUGGCGGUGAUGGCGGAAAGCGCCUUUAGUUUCAAAAAGUUGCUGGAUCAGUGCGAGAACCAGGAGCUCGAGGCCCCUGGAGGAAUUGCUACACCCCCAGUGUAUGGUCAGCUUCUAGCUUUAUAUUUGCUCCAUAAUGACAUGAAUAAUGCAAGAUAUCUUUGGAAAAGAAUACCACCUGCUAUAAAAUCUGCAAAUUCUGAACUUGGGGGAAUUUGGUCUGUAGGACAAAGAAUCUGGCAGAGAGAUUUCCCUGGGAUCUAUACAACCAUCAACGCUCACCAGUGGUCUGAGACGGUCCAGCCAAUUAUGGAAGCACUUAGAGAUGCAACAAGGAGACGCGCAUUUGCCCUGGUCUCUCAAGCGUAUACUUCAAUCAUCGCCGAUGAUUUUGCAGCCUUUGUUGGACUUCCUGUAGAAGAGGCUGUGAAAGGCAUAUUAGAACAAGGAUGGCAAGCUGAUUCCACCACAAGAAUGGUUCUGCCCAGAAAGCCAGGGGCCCUGGAUGUUUCCUUUAACAAGUUUAUUCCCUUAUCAGAGCCUGCUCCAGUUCCCCCAAUACCCAAUGAACAGCAGUUAGCCAGACUGACGGAUUAUGUGGCUUUCCUUGAAAACUGAUUUAUCACUCUGAGUUCAAGAUUCAUCUUCAGAAUCCUGUAUACUGACAAAUAUAGAAAUGUAAAGUUUGUAUUUUCAAUUUAUUGGAUGGCUUAAGCACCUCAGCAUUCCUUACCGAGUAUGUGAUAAAAUACAUAUAGAAUAUAAAAUUUACUAUAUACAUUUUGUCCUUAAACAUUAUGCUGAACAGUUGUUGAAACAGUUCUCAUUUUGUAAUAUUUAAUAAUCUGGAUGGAGCCCGUCAGUAUUACAGUUAGUUUGUUUUCUAGUGACUCAUAAAAUAAGAUUUCCUGUUUCAUGUAGAAUAGUGUUUGUCAACUGUCUUUUCUCUGUCACAGCACAUGCCAUACUCUUAUAUGUACCAUUGGUUGAUAAUUAUAAUGAUUCAUUUGGACUUGAAGAAAGAUUGUCCCCAGGCACAGUAUCUGAAUCACUGGGGAUUAUGAUUCACCCUCUUUGGAGAACGUGUUCUCUUUUCACCCCCCACCUCCUGAGAGCCAUUAAUGUAAAAUACAGAAACGUAGCUGAGGAACAAAUAGACCAUUUCCAUACUAAAUCAGUUUGUUAACUUUAGAUUUUUCCCAAUAGUGUGAGUAUAUCCAUUGCUGGCAGUGGAGGGCUUGCCAUGAAAAUGCCACUUAUUUAAGACAUUCAUGAGACAUAUUAACUUGUGCUGUCUCCUUUUAGAAGGGGAAACUUAAGUGUGGAAUGCAUUAUAUGGGCAAAGAAGCUAUGAAGAUACAUGAUACACUUUGUACAACUAUCCUGCAGCCCAUUGGUUGCUUAUAUUUAUCCCUUGGCUCAAGUUCUGCCCUUUGAAGGAAUACUGAGCAAGUCUUUCAUUCUCUGUGUGACAGCCCUCUGAAUAUUCGAAGUUGUCUGUUGUAACUUAAGGUUAUAACAGCCCUUAGUUCAUUUAUUCUGCAUUUGUUCAAUAAAUAUUUAACUGAAUUCUUCAAUUAUUUCAUCUAAGAUAGUUUCUGGAAAUUUCUCUUGAUCUUGCUGUGGACACAAUCUAUUUUGUUGUUGUCUCAAUAUGAAUCUCUUAAGUAGAAAUGAGCUGUAUGGUGAAUCUGUGUAGUGAUAAUUAUAUAAUUUAUUUAUUUUGAAUGCA